CUGAGGAUGACGCGGAGGAGGGGAUCGCAAACAGCGACGAAUAGUAGGCCUACGCUGGAAAGGCGAAAAUGAUUACCGUAGAUUCCGAUGGACAUAUAUUCCGAUCUUUAAAAGCAUCGGAUACUCCUUUACGAGCCCCAUUCUGCCGGAUUCAUAUUUUUGACUGAGAGACACUGGAGCUAGAAGAGGGGACACCAUCUGGAGUGAUGGGCUGUCGUUUUUCUGGACCAUGGAUCGAAGGAGAACCGGAGGUGAGUGGGAGGCACGUGUCCCAGCUUAGCAAACAAGAUGCCCUGCGCAUUCUGGCAGCCUAUGAGCAGCCAAUCACAAUGCAGAUCAAGCCACGGAGGCAUUUUCGACAGAAUGGCAACACACAUGGCGAUGGCCGUUCCUGGGAGACCCUCCCUCUCAGCCUGCAGAACCUCAGCCUCCCCCUCAAGGCACCGAGACCCCCUGCCUCGGACCCCAGGGGGAGCCCUGCCUCCCAGGACAGGCGCCAUUGGAGACAUCUCGUGGUCCAACAGGACCGUUGUGAUGAGGGGAUGUAUGAGUACCUACCGACCGCCCCGCAGGACACCAUUGACAUGGGGCCUGUUGGCUACCAGGAUAAAGACUUAACCAGUAGAGACCCAAACAACUCCAGCUGCUUGCUAGGCUGCUGCAACAACCCUGCAGAACCCAGCAGCUUCUACACCCAGCAGAUGGAAGACAGCAGCAUCAUGGCUGAGAAUCCCCAUGGCUACCUCCCCCUUCACCAUGAGCUGGACAGCGGCCUCGGCUGGACAGACGGCUCCCUCCACCAGGGGGAUCUCUCCGGGCUGGAGACCGAGGAGGGAGGCCUGGACGAAUGCCACCAAUACAGCAGGGGCUAUGUCCAGGGCGGAUGUGCGGGACACGGCUUCGGCCGCGGCUCUCCGUCCUCAGAGUCCUACAUGUCCUCGGAGCUCAGUGACUCUGGCUUCUGCAGCGUGAGCACCGGGGAGUUCCGGCGCUUCCAGAGGCUGCUGGAGAAGCGGAUGCGGCUGUACAACGCCCGGCUCCACCACCCGGCAGAGCCCUGCGAGAAGAGGGAGCGACGCGACAGCUGUCCCAAGAGCCACCGCGAGCUGCUGGAGGCCAUUCCUGAAGCGCUGGCCAUGCAGCCCCUGCUCCCGAACCCCCGGGCGGGAGUAGGGCACAGCAGUGACCCAGCCAUGGGCUUCUCCCCCUGCGGUCUCUCCAGGGUAUCAUCUGUCCAAUUUCGCAAAGAAGACCAGCCCUGUUUGAACCGUCACAGUUCCAGCAGCGGGGCCCUCUUCAACCCAUCACACGGCCACACCUCCAUGGGGAUGCCCAUUCUUUCCACGUGCAGUACCCCUUCCAGCCACCACAGGCCGAUGGUGCUCGGGAAACAGCAUCAGGCCUCAAACUCAGUUGGGAUUCUGAGGAGAAGUCGUACCCUGCACUAUCGUCCGGCCCCCCACGAGUACCGCCGCCGGGCCAGCCAUCCGGCGUCCCCCUCCUACACCGCAGCAACGCUUGACAGCGGGGAGACCCCGCGGGAAAGAAGCAUUAAAACUGAGCUAGUGGUCCCCAAAGAAGAAAGAAUCAGAAGAGCCAGACCACGAGAAGCCAGCCUGCAGAAUGACCCAGAGAAAGACAAGGAUCUGCAAGCAGACCGGGUCCAGGAUGAAGAGAGAAAACGGGAGUUUGUUGGAGACAGCAAGAGUGACCCACACUGUUUCCACACCCUGAGUCUGCCUCCCCAGCCAGGGGACAUCAAUGAAACAUGGCCGAAGCCAGCCAGUCGAUUGUCUCAGGGCGGUGGGUGUGGUGCAGGUCUCUACAGCACCCUUGAAUUGCACUCUAACCCGGGGCCUGGAUCCAUGCCGCAGUGGGCUGACAAUGAAAAGCCAAAUACAAUCUCUACAUCCAAUCCCCACGCACACUCAACCCACAUCACCAACACAAACCAAAACACUCGGCUCUCAAGAAACCAGUUACUAAGGAACAGGGCUUCACGGCUCGCUGAUGAGCGUGGCGGCAUGAGCACCGAUGAGGAGACCAAUACAGAAAUGCUCCAGGGUCGGUACUGGAGCCGCACAGAAAGGAGGGAACAUCUGCUUAUUGCCCGUGAGCAAAGGCAGCAGCAGCAGCAGCGGGCGAGGGGCGCACCAAUGAGAGAGGGACAGUACAACAGGGGAGUCACUGUGGGGGAGGACCGGAGCACAGAGAACCAAGUAUGUGACGAAGACCAGUUCUUUGUGGAGGGGCGGUGCAACACUGUUCUUGAACUCAGCCAGAGGAAGUUGAAUCAUCUUCGGAACAGGAAACUGUACGACGAUUGGACCACUGUAGAGGAGCUGUUGUCUCAUGGAAUCAGAAUGGACAGCAGGGAAAGCAAAGUCUGUCCCAGCAACCUGCUGACUGUCACUACCGUCUAA
Gadus chalcogrammus (walleye pollock) is the source of this 2423-nucleotide messenger RNA. RefSeq lists its product as uncharacterized. The transcript has 7 exons. NCBI's taxonomy places the organism in Eukaryota, Metazoa, Chordata, Actinopteri, Gadiformes, Gadidae. The record is from RefSeq and is a predicted model, not a curated record. The coding region runs from base 207 to 2423 and encodes 738 amino acids.